Messenger RNA from Aedes albopictus (Asian tiger mosquito), 4188 nucleotides. RefSeq lists its product as uncharacterized. The transcript has a single exon. Gene Ontology annotation, biological process: DNA integration. Gene Ontology annotation, molecular function: nucleic acid binding. NCBI's taxonomy places the organism in Eukaryota, Metazoa, Arthropoda, Insecta, Diptera, Culicidae. The record is from RefSeq and is a predicted model, not a curated record. The coding region runs from base 1 to 4188 and encodes 1395 amino acids.
AUGCUGUUGCAUAGUAACCAGUUUAGCCGAGGCGAAUCCGCUGAGACAACGAAGCCAACAGAAGCGGUACAGCACAACUACCACCACACGAAGUCGUUUUCUCUCUUCCGUUAUCUGCCAAUCACGAUUUACGGAGACGGAAAACAAGUAGAAAUCUACGCGUUCCUGGACGACGGAUCAUCGUCGACGUUACUGGAAGAGGCAGUUGCAGUUCAGUUGGGGAUUGACGGAGAGCCGGACAACCUUUGGUUAGGAUGGACAGGGAAGAUCGGCAGACACGAGAAGAGCUCCAAAAGGGUCAACGUGGAGAUUUCUGGAGCUGGGAAACAAAAUACCUUCCAGUUGAGCAACGUACGGACGGUACGUGAGCUAGGACUUCCCAGUCAAACGUUGAACUAUUCCGAUCUGUCAGGAUCCUAUCCACAUCUACAAGGUCUUCCCGUCAGCAGUUAUGUGAAUGCGAAACCCAGAAUGAUCAUCGGCAUCGAGCACGUUCAUCUCCUUACCAGUCUGAAGCUUCGCGAAGGCGGGAGAAGUGAUCCAGUCGCAACGAAAACUCGUCUCGGCUGGUGCGUCUACGGAAGAAAUUCUGGAAGUGAAGGAUCCGUGGAACAGCUGAAUCUGCACGUCGGUCAGGAGAUGAGUAACAGUGAUCUGUACGACUCGAUGAAGAAGUUUUUCGCCGUCGAAGAAGCUGUGGUCACGAAGCACCUAGAGUCCGACGAAGAUCAACGAGCGCGCAGCAUUUUGGAGACAACUACAGUUCGCCGAGGUUCAAGAAUCGAGUCUGGUUUACUGUGGCGAAAGGACAAUAUCCACUUUCCAGAGAGCUACAAGAUGGCGAUGAACAGACUCGUUGGAUUGGAGAAGCGUCUGUCCAGAGAUUCAGAACUUCGACAAAGAGUGAACGAGCAGAUCAAAAGCUUCGAGCAAAAGCAGUACAUCAGUAAAGCAUCACAGGAAGAAGUUAGCAGUCUGGAUCCUCGACGAGUCUGGUAUUUGCCGCUGGGAGUGGUGAUCAAUCCCAAGAAGCCAGGCAAAAUUCGAAUGGUUUGGGAUGCGGCCGCGAAAGCUUAUGGAGUCUGCUUCAACGAUAUGCUGCUGAAGGGUCCGGAUCUUCUCGUACCGCUAGUAGACGUUUUGCUGCGAUUCAGGCAAGGGAAAGUCGCCGUGUGCUCUGACAUUCGGGAAAUGUUCCUCCGAAUCCUCAUCCGUGAUGAAGACAGAUGGUCGCAGUGCUUUCUUUGGAGAGGUAGUCCGGAGGAAGAAGUCCAAGUCUACGUGAUCAACGUGGCGAUGUUCGGUGCAACCAGCUCACCUUGUACGGCGCAGUUUGUGAAGAACUGGAAUGCUUCUGGCUACAGCGAACAGUACCCCAGGGCAGUGGAAGCAGUGACCAAGAACCACUACGUGGAUGACUUCCUCGACAGCGUCAACUCGGUGGAAGAAGCAGUACAGUUGGUACAGCAAGUGCAAGAUAUCCAUGCAGCAGCCGGUUUCCAGUUUGGGAAGAUACUGUCCAACGAGCAGGAAGUGCUAGCCCGACUAGGAGAGACGAAUACAGCGAUCAGUAAACCACUGCCAGUAGACAAAGACCGAACAUACGAACGUGUUCUGGGCGUCACAUGGAUUCCGUCGGAAGAUGCCUUCACAUUCAGUCACCAAGGAUUGGAGGAAGUUCUAGGUACCGAUUGGGCGUCACCAACGAAGCGCCAGGUCCUACGUAUUGUGAUGAAGCUCUACGAUCCCUUAGGAUUCAUCGCACACUUCGUCGUCCAAGGGAAGAUUCUGAUGCAGGAGAUUUGGCGAACAGGUACAAACUGGGACGAGCCUAUUGCGGAGCAACCACGCGAACUUUGGACAAGGUGGAUGGAGCAGUAUCAGCAGAUCAACGAAGUAAACGUUCCGCGCUGCUUUUUCAAGGAUUCCUGCCCACAGCAAGUCAGCGAUAUUCAGGUACAUGUGUUCACGGAUGCGAGCGUGUCAGCCUGUGCGUGUGUGGCCUACCUUAGAAUCACAGUAGAUGGAGAGAGUCAGUGUUCGCUGAUCGCAGCAAAAACAAAAGUUGCGCCUCUUCGAGCGCUUUCUAUUCCACGCUUGGAAUUACAGGCUGCCAUGAUGGGUUCCCGUCUACUACAGAACAUCUGCUCGGCCCUAACCAUCAACAUUCAGAGGCGUUUCCUGUGGUCAGAUUCAGCAACAGUUCUUGCUUGGCUUCGCUCCGAUAGUCGUCGGUAUCAUCAGUUCGUGUCUUUUCGUGUUGGUGAAAUCCUGUCGUUAACCAGUGUAGAUGAAUGGCGUUACGUUCCUUCUCGCGAAAAUGUUGCGGACGAUGCCACGAAAUGGAAUGGAGGGCCUUCAUUCGACCCGGAUUGCCGUUGGUAUCAGGGUCCAGCAUUUCUGCAAGAUCCGGAAAGUCAGUGGCCUACGGAACGGCCAGGAAAUACAGCGGAAGCAGAUGUGACGACUGAAGAAAUUCGCCUUGUAGCAGUACACCGUACAGCAGAGGAAGUGGUAGACGUGCAACGUUUUUCCAACUGGAUUAGACUACUACGAGCGAUAGCAUACGUCCACCGAGCUGUGGCAGCAUGGAAGCACCUGACAAGCGGGACAAGAUCGCUCAAAAUACUCAGCCAGAGUGAGUUCGCGAAAGCAGAGGAAACACUAUGGCGGCAAGCACAAGCACAGGCGUAUCCGGAAGAAAUUCAGCUGUUGGGCGAAGGAAAAUGUGUGGCGAAAGGCAGUUCAAUACGUGCGCUGUCUCCAUUCCUGGAUGAGAAAGGAGUUCUACGAGUUGGCGGCAGAAUCGAACAAGCUCCAUCGAUUGCAUAUGAAACGAAGCAUCCAGUCGUGUUGCCGAGAAAUCAUCGAAUCACAUACCUCGUUGUGCUCAGCUUCCAUCAGCAGUUUCUUCACGCAAACACCGAGACAGUGUGCAACGAGUUGAGACAACGGUUCUACAUCCCGAGGAUGCGAACAGUAGUGCGGAGCGUAUGCCGUAGCUGUCAGUACUGCAAGAUUAAGAAAGCAGCUCCAGUUCCACCGAUGAUGGGACCGCUUCCGAAGGUGCGUUUGACUCCCUUCAUCCGUCCGUUUACGUACGUUGGCGUGGACUACCUUGGUCCCUUCGAAGUGAAAAUCGGUCGCAGUCUAGUGAAGCGGUGGAUAUGUUUGUUCACGUGCCUCACAGUUCGAGCUGUUCAUCUGGAGCUAGCACACAGUCUAUCAACGAAGUCUUGCGUAAUGGCGUUCAGGCGUUUCGUUAAUCGGCGAGGAGCUCCGCUGGAAGUAUUCUCGGACAACGGUACCAACUUUGUGGGAGCCAGUCGUCAGUUGACAGAUGAGAUCCAGAGAACCAAGGCCAUCAACGAGGAUUGUGCGGCUACGUUCACCAACGCCCGAACGCAGUGGCACUUCAACGUUCCUGCAGCCCCGCAUAUGGGAGGUCCGUGGGAGCGGAUGGUGAAGUCUGUAAAAGUAGCAAUGGCAGCAAUAUCCGAUAGUCCGAAUCAUCCGAGUGACGAGGUGUUCGAAACCAUAAUGCUGGAAGCAGAGGGGAUCGUAAACAGUCGUCCACUGACCUACGUUCCCUUAGAAGCAGCCGAUCAAGAAGCGCUCACUCCGAAUCACUUCUUGCUGUACAGUUCAAGCGGCAUAAAGCAGCCUACAGUUGAUCAGUCAGUCAGUCUUCGAGACAGCUGGUCAGUCGCUAGGAACAUCGUUGACGAAUUCUGGCGCAGAUGGGUGUUGGAGUAUUUGCCGAUGCUAACAAGGAGGACGAAGUGGUUCGAGAGCGUGAAACCGUUGGAACCUGGGGACCUAGUUGUGAUAAUAGAUGAGCAGACACGGAACAGUUGGGAAAGAGGCCGGAUUCUGGAGGUCUUUCCGGACAAAUCAGGUCAAGUUCGACGAGCAGUGGUGCAGACAGCUCGAGGAGUCUUUGCCAGGCCAGCAGUUAAGCUAGCAGUUUUGGAUGUUUCAAGUAACGACAAGAAGGCGGAUGAAGUCGCUCCGGAAACGGAAGUGGUUCACGGGGCGGGGAAUGUUACCGGCAACACUGUUGACCGCGAAACGAUGGUGAAACCACCGUCCGAUCCCUCGCAACUGAGCGGCUGUCGCCGAGCGGACUGUCAGAUCGGACAGCAACUGACAGAACAGAGAAAGACAGACCCAUUCAGACUUUGCUAG